This is a messenger RNA of Debaryomyces tyrocola, 1731 nucleotides long. Lineage: Eukaryota; Fungi; Ascomycota; Pichiomycetes; Serinales; Debaryomycetaceae. The record is from the annotation of a GenBank genome assembly.
AUGAUAUUGGUGGGAAGUUAUUUGCGGUCUAUAAGAGUGAAGUUUACAGUUUUUGGGGCAGUACUAGUAUUAUUGAUUUUGAUUACAAUUAGCGAAACUUGGAAAUAUGAUAGCUAUAUAAGUCCUAUUUCUAUUAAAGGGUAUUAUGCUUCCAUUUCUAAUGAAAAGUUUACCGAUGAAGAUAUCCGAAAGUUCAAAGCAGACAAGACAGAGGCAUAUACAUUUUGGAACAAAGUAUUCAAAAUUAUAAGGGAAAAUAGGUUACAUCUUAAUAAGUCUGAACUACGCAAUGCAAUAAGUUACACCAAAGUUUCUGGGAAGAAAAUAACAAACACGAAAGAAGUAUUGCUAUCUAAGGCAAUCAUUUCGGAUAAGGCAUUUAAAGAAUUACAAGUAAGGCAUAAAAAUGUACUUGAAGAGUUACCUUCAGAGUUACCUACAACAACUUAUAACCUUGAGUCCAAUGGAAUUGUAUUUGUUGGAGGAGGAAAAUUUUCGUGGUUAUCUUAUUUAUCACUCCUAAGUUUAAGAGAGACAGGAUCCAAAUUACCAGUAGAAGUUAUAAUGCCUACAUAUUUUGAUUAUAAACAAGAACUCGAGUUUUGUAUUGAAAUUCUUCCUAAACUUAACGCCUCGUGCGUUGUUAUCCCUGAUGCUUUUGGAGCUUCAACAAUGAAUAGAUGGAAUAAAAAGAUUAAAUCAUAUCAGUUUAAAAUUUUAGCCGUAUUGGCAUCAUCUUUCCAAAACGUUUUAUUAUUGGAUUCAGAUAAUAUUGUCAUUGAGAACCCUGAUCCAUUUUUUGAUAGUGAUCUAUACAAGAAAUACGGAAUGAUUACCUGGCCUGAUUAUUCUGAACGUACAAUUUCUCCUCAUUUCUAUAAUAUAUCAGGGACUGAGGUAAAUGAGAGAAAAAGAGUUAGGUAUGACAGACUUCCAAUAGGUUACACCGAAAGUAAUGAUAACUUGUCAGAUGCUGAAAGAGAUUCCGUACCCUUUCAUGAUCUAGAUGGUACUGUACCUAAUUUAUCAACGGAAUCGGGUCAACUUUUCAUUAAUAAACUAUCACACGGGAGAACUUUAUUGUUGUCUUUGUAUUAUAACUUAUAUGGACCUAAAUUAUAUUAUAAAUUAUUUUCCUUGGGUGAAUUAGGAGAAGGUGAUAAAGAUACUUUUACAGCUGCCGCUACUGUUUUAAAACAAAAGUUUUACCAAUUGAAAUCCCCUAUUAAGGGUAUAGGACAUUAUGGUAAAGGUAAUCCUCUUCAAGGGAAAGCAAUGGCACAAAAGAAUCCACUUAAAGAUUAUGAAAUAUUCAAAGAACGAGUGUUGAAACCUCUUGUUGAACAAGAAAAGAGCACGGUUCCAUUAAAUGAACGCUUACAAUGCGCGGAACAAAUAAUAAAAGAUCAUUUUACUUCAGAUAAUGAUAACCCUAUAUUUGCAAUGCAUUGUCGUUCUCCAAAAAUUGACCCUGCUAAUAUAAUGCGAAGAGAUAGUAUCUAUGAUAAAAAAGAAAAAAGAUUGCACUAUAGGAUGUACAAGGGUUUUUCAUUUGAAAGGAAAUCGGUUGAAAACAAUACUACAAUCGAUUUUGAAUUAACGCAAUGGGCUAACAUGCAAAGAGCUCUAUGUAUAAAGAAGCUCCGUUUUAGACAUUUUGACCAAGAGGAUAAUACAGAAUUAUGCAACUUUAUUGACAACCAAGUCAGUUGGUUAUCGAAUUCCGAAUAG